Messenger RNA from Juglans microcarpa x Juglans regia, 1641 nucleotides. Its product is annotated as pantoate--beta-alanine ligase. Gene Ontology annotation, molecular function: pantoate-beta-alanine ligase activity. Gene Ontology annotation, biological process: pantothenate biosynthetic process. The record is from RefSeq and is a predicted model, not a curated record. Bases 286 to 1269 code for a protein of 327 amino acids. The transcript is spliced from 4 exons. Lineage: Eukaryota; Viridiplantae; Streptophyta; Magnoliopsida; Fagales; Juglandaceae.
UACAUCUUCUUCGGUCAGCACAAAGGAUGCGACUUUCGUACAAUCCGCCACAUAUGGUUCAUUUCUGAAACAGUUUACAGUUCUGUUUUCAACUCACGAGGUCGCCAGGAACUUUGAUUUCUCCUUUCGUAGUUCUCUACAGAAUUAGUGCAUAAAGCAUCCUCCUAAACUUCCAACAUCAAUUCCCGUCUCUUUCAGUGUAUAAUCUCAAGGAUAGCUUUGGUCCGAAAGACCCACAAAUCCCACGCUUUGAGGAAGGAGUACAAAACCGUCGCCCGAUUUCCAAUGGCAGGCAGAGAACCAGAGAUAAUAACAGAAAAGAAUCAGAUGAGGAAAUGGUCAAGGGCCAUGAGAGCCAAAGGCGAGACCAUAGGCUUGGUACCCACCAUGGGUUACCUUCAUGAGGGCCACAUAUCACUGAUCAAAGAAGCGCACAAGCGCACCAGCCUGAUAGUCGUCUCGAUCUAUGUGAACCCAGGUCAGUUCUCUCCCACCGAGGACCUUUCCACCUACCCAUCUGACUUUCAUAGUGAUAUCCGGAAACUCAUGGCUGUCCCUGGUGGCGUUGAUGUGGUCUUCCAUCCCCACAAUCUAUAUGAUUAUGGAAAAAGUAAAACCACUGGAUUAAAGAACGGAGGUAGUAGCAGUAAUUGUGAGAACUCAAGUGGUGGUGUUGAUGGUGAGGUAGAGAAAAAAGGGGUGAUGUCCUGUGUGGAGGAGAGAGGGUUGGGGCAUGAAACAUGGGUAAGAGUUGAGAGGUUGGAAAAGGGUAUGUGUGGGAAGAGUAGGCCAGUGUUCUUUAGAGGGGUUGCUACUGUUGUCACGAAGUUGUUUAAUAUAGUGGAGCCUGAUGUCGCUGUAUUCGGGAAGAAGGAUUAUCAGCAAUGGCGAAUUAUUCAGCGGAUGGUUCGAGAUCUUGAUUUUUCCAUAGAAGUGAUAGGUUCUGAUGUCAUGCGUGAUAAUGAUGGCCUCGCAAUGAGUUCACGCAAUGUGCAUCUAUCACCUGAAGAGAGGGAAAAGGCAUUAUCUAUAAACGGGUCAUUGUUGAGAGCUAAGUUUUCUGCAGAAAAGGGUCAAGUAAAUUGUAGAGAAUUAAGAAACUUGGUGACCCAAGCAGUAGAUAAAGCUGGUGGAAGAAUUGAUUAUGCUGAGAUUGUAGACCAGGAGUCUUUGGAGGCGGUGGAAGAGAUCAGGAGCCCCGUUGUAUUCUGCAUUGCUGCCUGGUUUGGGAAGGUCAGGUUGAUAGACAACAUGGAAAUAAAUAUAUGAAAGCAAUUGGUUUAAUCCGCAUACGUUGACAACUUGUCACAAAUUUCCUCUCCCAAUUUUAAGACAAUUGGGCAGUUCCGCAAUUUUGUUGGACAGAUUCUGUCAUGGUAGAUGUAUCGUACGUACAAAAUUUAAUUUAUAUGAUACCCGUGAAAGGAAAGACUAUAGUUAGAAUCCAAUUUUGUAAGGUGCAAGACAGAUUACUGAUAUCUUCAACUUGUUUGAGAAAAAGAAAAACAAGAAAAAAUUGUUCGAGGAUGGAAAGAGGGAUUACCAAUAGUCUUAUAGCCUGAUUGUAUUCCUCUUUGUAAAGGAGGAGAUAAGAUUCUACUCAUCGUAAAUUUGAGAGAGAUUAUUGGUGAUUUGAUACCA